UUAUCUUAAGGGAACUGGGGCUAAUAUUACAGAUGGUCCAUCUUUCCAUCCUGGUGAAACUUGGGCUUGGAAAUGAAAGGUUCGGAGAUGGAGAACUCGCAUCUGAUACUGGAGCAAAAGCUGCUGGAGGAUAAUCUUGCCAUGCCAAACCAGAAGCUGGAGGUCCUUGAUAUCCUUAAAGCAGCUCAAACAAUCUUUUCCAAGAAUUUCAAUUUCAUCAUCUUCAUCCUUUUCAUUUCCCUCCCUCUUUUCUUCUUCAUGGUUUACUACGAAAUUUUCCUUCAUAGAACUCUGUCAAAUAUCCUAGAGCAGUCUUAUAGUCAUGACUUAGAAUAUCAUCGUUGGUCAGUAGUAACUUCUGAAGUUACAACCAAAUUAAGAGAAUAUCAUCGUGGGUUAGUAGUAACGUCUGAAGUUACAACCAAAUUAAGAACGAUUUUUCCCCAUCAACUGGUUCAACUUGGUUUCCUUUAUCUGGUGCCCUUUCAUCUUCUUGAGCUUUGCACAGUGAUUUUAACGGUGGAUUUGGCAUCAAAGAUAUACGCAGAAGAUAGACCAAUACUGACUCUGAAGGAGAUGCUGUACAAACAGAUUUAUGGAGCAAGAAUAAGAGAUUUACAGGUGCCGUUUCUACUGCUCUACGGACCGGUUUUCAUAGCUUUGCUAUUAAAAUACUUGGAAUGGAGUGCGGUGUGGAACGUGAGUAUCGUCAUUUCAGUGUUGGAGGGGACUUUCGGGCUUCGAGCAAUGGCGCUUUCUUUUCGUUAUAAUAGAGGCAGUGAACGGCGUGGGCUGCUUUUGAUGGCUGUUUUCUUUGUUUGGGGACUGGGCUUGAGGCUGCCAUGCCUCUAUUUUGGAUGCUAUGAAGGAGAGAUUAUGGGAAUUGUUGCACAAGCUGGGUUGUACUGCUUGGGGAAUGUGCUGAAAUGGGUGGUCUGCGUAUUAUAUUUCUAUGAUUGUAAGAAGCAGACUCUAGAGAAGAAAGUUGAUGUGGAAGCAGGGAGAGAAAUUAAAGUCGUUGAAGCAAGGGAAGGUGGUGUUUGCUUUGAGUAGGAAGGAAAUUGGGGUUUUUGCAAUUGAUGAUAUUGAAGCUCUAGUGAUUUUGAGAGGGUUACAGAUUUUACUCAAUAUGGGUUGUAAUGGGCUGAUUAUAGGAGAUUCAAUGCAUGUAAUUGAUGGUAUUAAAUCAAGGGAAUCAGGUUUUACAUCACAGGCGUCUAUUAUUAAGGAAAUACUGCAGAUUCUGAGGCUUUUGUCUGAUUGGGAAUUAAGUCAUGUGGGUAGACAGGAAAAUGAAGUCGUUCAUUUGUUAGCAAGACAUGCUUGUACGGUGGAUGAUAUGGUACAAUGGUGGCAUACAUGCCCAGAUGUUAUAUCUAACAGUGUGUUGAUGGAAGCUUCAAUGUAAUAAUGUGUUUUCUUGUUAGAGUUGGUUGAGGGGUUCUCAGAAUUUACUGUAUUUUAUUGUUGGUAUAGGUUUAAGGGUCCAGUUUAUUACUUGUGCAUGUAUUUGUUUCUUGAACUUUUCAAGUAUGAAUGAAGUCUAUCUUUUAUCAAAAAAAGAAA
Carya illinoinensis is the source of this 1566-nucleotide messenger RNA. RefSeq lists its product as uncharacterized. The record is from RefSeq and is a predicted model, not a curated record. The transcript has 2 exons. NCBI's taxonomy places the organism in Eukaryota, Viridiplantae, Streptophyta, Magnoliopsida, Fagales, Juglandaceae. Bases 73 to 1053 code for a protein of 326 amino acids.